AAAUGAAGAACAACAUUGUUGAUGUCUUGUCCCUGCAAAAUAAAACACAGGAAAAUAAAUUACAAAAGGUUAAACCGACAGACUAUAGAAAAAUCGAAAGACCCGGAGUUGUGCCAAGAUUUCUAUUCGAAUGUGCCAUUAAAUUGCAAAUCAAACCAUUGACCUCGGCUGGAGCCGCAAUAAUCUUUCAUCGUUUCUAUCGAGAAGUGGAGUCAACGGAUUAUGAUGAAUAUCUCAUAGCUGCAUCAUCUUUAUACUUGGCCGGUAAAAUUAAGGAUGAUCCCGUCAAAAUUCGUGAUGUCAUUAAUGUGGCUCACAUUACACUGAAUCGCGGUUCAUCGCCAUUAGAAUUGGACGAUGAAUAUUGGUCUAUGCGUGAUGCUAUUGUACAAGCAGAGCUAGUUAUAGCACGCACCCUUAAAUUUGACCUCAAUAUGGAACAUCCACAUAAGUAUUUACUCUACUACAUGAAAACCCUACAAGACUGGUUGGGUUCAGAUGUCUGGUCAUCUGUACCAAUUGCCAAAACAGCUGCAUCAUUCCUACAAGAUUUCCAUCAUAGUCCAAAAAUUCUAAAUCAUAAAGCAUCGCAUAUUGCCGUGUGUUGUCUAUCGUUGGCAUUGCAAACGUAUGGUGUACAGGUACCGUUAACAGAUGAAUCCGAUGAUCAAUCACAUUGGUAUACGCCCUUUGUAUCGGACAUAACCAAGGAUAAACACUGGGAAAUAAUUGAAGAUAUAAUAGAGGUUUAUAAACAAGAAUCCGACAUCAAUAAUAUGUAGAAGAAUAUG
Molecule: messenger RNA, 791 nt
Organism: Musca vetustissima
Lineage: Eukaryota; Metazoa; Arthropoda; Insecta; Diptera; Muscidae
Gene: koko
Product: cyclin-Q
Exons: 5
Coding region: 3-782 (259 amino acids)
Biological process (GO): regulation of transcription by RNA polymerase II
Cellular component (GO): nucleus
Molecular function (GO): cyclin-dependent protein serine/threonine kinase regulator activity
Source: RefSeq, a predicted model, not a curated record